Echinococcus granulosus is the source of this 405-nucleotide messenger RNA. Its product is annotated as Cathepsin L. The transcript is spliced from 3 exons. Bases 1 to 405 code for a protein of 134 amino acids. Gene Ontology annotation, cellular component: lysosome. Lineage: Eukaryota; Metazoa; Platyhelminthes; Cestoda; Cyclophyllidea; Taeniidae. The record is from RefSeq and is a predicted model, not a curated record. Gene Ontology annotation, molecular function: cysteine-type endopeptidase activity.
AUGCAACCCGCAAGACACCGAACGGCUCGAGAUGGAAAGUGCAAGUUCGAUCGCUCCAAGGUGGUUACCAAGGUGUCAAAAUUCGUCAAAGUGCCGGAGAAGAGUGAGGACCAAUUGAAACUCAGCCUCGCCAAAGUUGGCCCUGUUUCUGUCGCCAUCGACGCCAGCUCGUUGGGUUUCAUGUUCUAUGAGAAAGGCAUCUACCAGGACAACACCUGCUCGGAGAAUGACCUGGAUCACGGCGUGCUGGUGGUUGGUUACGAUGCUGACAAGACUCGACAGAAGUAUUGGAUAGUGAAGAAUAGUUGGGGUGAGCAAUGGGGACAAAGGGGAUACAUUUGGAUGGCCAGAGACAAGGGAAACAUGUGUGGAAUCGCUACAAUGGCUAGCUAUCCCCUCAUUUGA